GGAGGAAAGCAGAGUACAGACAGAGAACAGACAGAAGGAAGAAGGAGAGAGAAAGAGAAGAGACAAAGUCCAACAUGCCUCAACCAAGGGCCUCACUAUUGUGGAACAGAGUAACGAGUGAUAGCUGACUUUCUGCCACGGGUUCUCUCACUCUGUCACUGAGUCUCAGCCCACAGUCAUGAUGACCGUUUUCCCUCCGAAUUCCUCCUCCACUGGACAGCAGCUCUAUUGCCCUCUGCUGGAAACAAUGCGUAACCACUCCCUUAACAACAACACGCAUGUCAACCUGGUUUUGGUCAGCGUGCUGGGAGUGGUCUCUGGCCUAGGCAUCCUAGAGAAUGCGCUGGUUUUGUGGGUGCUGGGCUUUCGUCUGCGACGGAAGACCGUGGCUGCGGUGUGGGUUAUCAAUCUGGCCCUAUCUGACUUCCUGGCCACGCUGACACUGCCUCUCUUCACACAUUACCUGGCAGUGGGACACAGCUGGGAGCUGGGACAGGUGCUCUGCUCUGCCGAGGCCUCCGUCUUCUUCCUCAACAUGUUCGUCUCUGCCUACCUGUUGGCUGCCAUAUCGCUGGACCGCUGCCUGUUGGUGGCCAAGCCUGUUUGGAGCCAGAACCACCGUACGGUGGCAUCUGCCUGCAAGGUAUGUGCCCUAGGCUGGCUGUGGGCGGCAGUUAACACCUUCCCUUACUACGUGUUCCGUCGCGUGACGGUUAAACGGGACGGACGGAAGCUUUGCUACCAUAACUUUGCCAUCUAUUCCUCGUUGAUCAUGCUGGAGCAGAACUGCAAGGUUCGGCAGACGGCAACUGCAGUGUCAAAGGUGCUUCUGGCAUUUAUAUUGCCUGUGGUCAUCAUCGCUUUGAGUUACAGACACUUUGCCCAGCAGCUCCGUGCCCGCAGACAGAGGCGGGCGAGCCACCAAAUGGGUGUAAUGGGAAAUGGUAAAGUGGACAGGUCCAAGUCAUCCCGUAAGCUUUCCACCGUUUCUCCAUCAGCUGGUGCAGAGAGACUAUCCAGAAGCUUCAAUAAGAUGGUUGCCUCAGUAAUCACGACCUUCGCCCUCUGUUGGGCACCAUAUCACCUCUUCUGCAUGCUGGAAGUGACGGCUCAGUAUUUUCCAAGUGAUUCAUCGCUUGUGGCACUGGUCGAGGUGGGGUUGCCUUUGUCGACAGUCUUCGCUUUUAUGAACCCUGUGCUGAAUCCCAUCAUCUACACCUUCAGCUGCCCACACUUCUGCACGCGGAUUCGCCAGAGUCUGGGGUUGCUCUUUGAAGGGCUGGUGGAGGAAGCAGGACCCCUAGUCCUGACCACCAGCAGAAGAUGGAAGAAAGACCCCAUCUCUCCAACAUCCCCCAUCUCUCUUAGCUCCCCAACCACUCCCACUCUCCCUCGCCUAUUCAACUUUGAGAAAUGCCCUGAAGAGGAAUCAGGACAAAAUGUGUGACUCAUGGUGCUCUAGUCUGUGACAAGUAGACCACAAGCUUGAACAUAUAGUCCAAUACUGUCCAAUAUACAUAUAGCCCAGUACUGUCAGACAGGCUAUUUUCAGCGAUGAACCCAAACCAACAAAAAGGGCAACAUGACAAGGGCUGCACCAAUUUAUGAAUUGGAAUUGUGGCUGAUUCUGAUUCCUAUUUCUUUACAGCCAAAUUGGUUGAUGGCUGAGUUUUGGCUGAUUUUAUUAGCCUCCUUUUUUACCCAAAAAAUAAACUGUGUGAGCUAAAUUAACAUUAUUUGCUCAUUAAUGAGACAGACUGACAUUGUAAAUUUGUAAAAGGUAAAGUCACUUAACGUGAAUCAAAUAAAGUGGUAAAUAGAAAAUAAAUGUAUAAUCUGGUACAUUUCGGUACAGGUGUAACAAAGGGGACGUCACUAAGCAGACUAGCCAAUAUAAAAAUAGUAAUUUGCUGGAUUGCUGAGUGUUUGGUCAAACUCUGGUCAUGCUGAUCUUGGCUGAUUCCAAUUGUGCACCUAAAAUAAUUAAUGACUUGGGCUUUAGAACUGUUAGAAGAACUCUGUGCUGUUAGUACUGACUAAGCAAUAUCAUUGAUAUUGCAUGUCUGAAAUUCUGAGUCUCUCAGACUAAUAUCUCUCUGUGACUUUUGUCAAAUGCCUGAAAACACUUGUGUGGUUAGAAACCUUAUAAACAGAGCAAUACGACAAAUGGCUCCCUCUCUCUCUGUGUCUCUCACACUGAUUUAGGUCACAGCAUUAUGCAGGAUUACCUUUGAGGUUGUUGUAACUUUGAGAAUAUCUGAAUCCUCACAUUGUUUCAAUCUCAGAACUCACAAUUCAGAUUGUUCAACGUUACACACACAAUAGAAUUAACCAUUUCAGCACGUUUCUUCUAGCAAACCAAAACCAGAAAACCAACCAUUAGACAGGUCUUUAUCCUGCCAUCUAUGGUGAUCAAAAGCCUUCACUUUUUUACAGAUUUUACAGUUUUUAUCCUCAGUGAAACUGCAUUGUAUCCAGAUACACUCACAAACAAACAGUUAUGAGUACACUCACUAGUGUAAGUAUUUCUCUUAAGUGUACAGAAGAUACUUAAGACCUUUCUGAAAAUGUACUCUUAGUGGUUACUCUGUUUGUGUUAGACAUAUUUGAUCUCUAUUGAAAUUAUACAAAGACAAUACGAAACAAAGUUUUAUAGAAGGCUAAUAAACUAUUUUUGCAUGUCGCUUUUUA
Messenger RNA from Pygocentrus nattereri (red-bellied piranha), 2691 nucleotides. RefSeq names its product prostaglandin D2 receptor 2. Gene Ontology annotation, molecular function: complement receptor activity; G protein-coupled receptor activity. Bases 179 to 1447 code for a protein of 422 amino acids. Gene Ontology annotation, biological process: complement receptor mediated signaling pathway; inflammatory response; positive regulation of cytosolic calcium ion concentration. Gene Ontology annotation, cellular component: plasma membrane. The record is from RefSeq and is a predicted model, not a curated record. Lineage: Eukaryota; Metazoa; Chordata; Actinopteri; Characiformes; Serrasalmidae. The transcript has 3 exons.